AUGGCGAAAUAUAUGAAUAACCACAGUAGUAAUUCCAAUCAAAUGUCGCGAUUCCUCGACCAAGACUCCCAGAGCACCGUUCUAGCUACUUGCUACAGUGUUGAGCCGUCGACCUUCAAGGUCCACGGCUUCCACUACUGCACUACCCUGGGCGCCGGUAAUGGUAUCCCUGAGGUCCCUUCGGGGACUAAAUCGUCUCGUAUAAGUCCUCCCCACGACAUCCUCGAUUCCGUCGCGGAACGAACCUGGCCUGGAAACAAUUGGCCAGAGUACAAGGGGGAGGCAACGCAUAACAUCCCGGAAGAGUGUGAGAGACUCUUCUGUGACAGACUGUCUGCGACAUUCCUGGGUGAGAGGAGUGUCGUGGGACAGGAGUCGCUGGGGAUGGAUGCGUUCCAAAAUAUCCAGCCAAACCAAAUCGGGCACCAGCAUGAUCGAAUCCAGCGAUGGAUAGAAGUGUGGGAUUACUCCAGCGAUGCUAUCUACCGUGGAUUUGUCGCUGAACACAAUAAAGAGCGGACUUUGUUCGUUUUCUUCGAGGACCGUGCCCUUGAACACGGCCUCAAGUCUGGCUUGAUCGCUCUGUUUGAACUUGCCGAUAUCGCCACCUUUGGGUGCUCGCAAAUAGUUGCCUGUGUUAGUCGUUCCCAGCGCACAGAUGAAAUGGAGCUUGUGCGAAGUCUAGGAUGGUGUGGAUUUAGUCUCACCACCUUGACACCCUGGCUCUCACGCGGUGACCAAGGACCCUGCCUUAGUGAUAAAUGGCUUUUCUUGGUCGCCGAAGAGCGCAUCAAAUCUCUUCAGUUCCCCAAAUUCCUCCUUCCAUCUGUGUUUUUCAAACGCAAUGCGGGGCUUUCUCCACCGGACCAUAGACCCCAACACAAGAGCGAGAAGUAUCUCGACGGCCAUGUCUCCUAUCUGCGCUGUGCAGGAUGUGCCUCACAUCUUUGCUGGACCUCCCAGAUCAUCAGCAAAGGAUUUACAGGUCGCCAUGGCCGUGCCUAUCUUGUCUCGGCGGAGCCAGUAGCCACAGCUGUGUCGGUCAGCCCGUCGUCUUCGCCUACAGCCUCGCUUCCCAACACGAUACUGCAGCGUCCAGUUCCUCGCCAGCUCGUUACAGGAGCUCAUACAGUCAGCGAUGUCACCUGCAUAUUCUGUGAUAGUGUCCUGGGCUGGAAGUAUGUUGCAGCCGAGGAAGAAUCACAACGGUACAAGGUUGGCAAGUUUAUUUUGGAAACGAAGAAAAUCGCUGCCUCGUCAUGCUGGGAAUCCCCAACUGGUGGGGCCAAGAAUAUACAACCCGAUCACCAAUAUGAAGUCGAGUCUGGUCCAGCAGAUACAGAGUUUGACAGUCAGGACGAAGAUGAGUGUGAGGACCUGUUUGCCGGAAUCUGGAGUCCGGGACUUGCUGCGCGUCGAAGAAACCGUGAAAGUAAACGUCGACCUGCAAUAUGGGGAAUUUCAUGA
Messenger RNA from Penicillium coprophilum, 1467 nucleotides. RefSeq names its product Yippee-like protein. Gene Ontology annotation, molecular function: ornithine decarboxylase inhibitor activity. The transcript is spliced from 4 exons. NCBI's taxonomy places the organism in Eukaryota, Fungi, Ascomycota, Eurotiomycetes, Eurotiales, Aspergillaceae. The coding region runs from base 1 to 1467 and encodes 488 amino acids. The record is from RefSeq and is a predicted model, not a curated record.